Molecule: messenger RNA, 1554 nt
Organism: Choloepus didactylus (southern two-toed sloth)
Lineage: Eukaryota; Metazoa; Chordata; Mammalia; Pilosa; Megalonychidae
Product: exosome complex component CSL4-like
Exons: 1
Coding region: 18-605 (195 amino acids)
Biological process (GO): RNA processing
Cellular component (GO): cytoplasm; nuclear exosome (RNase complex)
Molecular function (GO): RNA binding
Source: RefSeq, a predicted model, not a curated record
UUCGGAGGGGGUUAGUUAUGGCGCCGCCUGUGAGGUACUGCAUCCCGGGCGAACGUCUUUGCAACUUGGAGGAGGGCAGCCCGGGCAGCGGCACCUACACCCGGCACGGCUACAUCUUCUCGUCGCUUGCUGGCUGCCUAACGAAAAGCAGCGAAAACGGCGCGCUUCCUGUGGUGUCUGUGAUAAGAGAGACAGAGUCUCAGUUACUGCCAGAUGUGGGGGCUGUUGUAACCUGUAAGGUCUCUAGCAUCAAUUCACGCUUUGCCAAAGUACAUAUCCUAUAUGUGGGGUCCACACCACUUAAGAACUCCUUUCGAGGAACUAUCCGCAAGGAAGAUGCCCGAGCUACUGAAAAAGACAAGGUUGAAAGUUAUAAGAGUUUCCACCCAGGUGAUAUUGUCUUGGCCAAAGUGAUAUCCCUAGGUGAUGCACAGUCCAACUACCUGCUGACCACCGCUGAAAAUGAGCUAGGAGUGGUGGUGGCCCACAGUGAAUCAGGUGUGCAGAUGGUACCCAUCAGCUGGUGUGAGAUGCAGUGCCCUAAGACCCACACUAAAGAAUUCCGGAAAGUGGCACGAGUGCAGCCUGAAUUCUUGCAGACCUAAGAAGCCAUAUUUUACCCAAUGGAGAGGAUUAAGCUGUUUCUGAGAGUACAUGUAUGAAAAUAACAUCAAGAUGCCAUUGUCUUUAUUCAGACAUAUGGGGUCAGCCAGCAACCACCCCUAGAAAAAUCUGCUGGAACUGUGUUCCAUAGGUGGAGAAUUUUUCUUAUACCUUUCUCUUGCGUGGUGAAACUUCUCUUUUGGAGGCACCAGCGAACAAAUUGUGUAAUGUUGGAAAUAACCUAUUUCUCCUGACAGUCCUUAUAAAUGUGUAUUUUUUUCUGUGACAAAGAAAAUAGUUUUACUGAAAGAAUUUUAUGGUUUCUUUUGUCUUGAGCAGGGAUAGGAAUCUAAAUGGUAUCCUGACAGAGCAAGGGUUUGCCUGGUUUUGUGCUUUAACUGACUUGUAUAUGUGCUUGCUUGUUCUGGACAAAGCCUGAUUUCCAAUCCUUUUUACAUUUGUUGUGUUUUAAGCCUUUGUUUAUUGAGUAUUCACUGGGUCAAGUACUUUAUAUACAUUGUCUAGUUGAGGGAGAUUAUGGUUUGGUGGAAAUUACAGACAUGUGGUCCUCCAGCAUGUGAGUAGUUUUGAAAAUAAUUUGGGAAAUGUAGUAUUACUAAUGUAGUGUUUAUUAAAUCUGAAUUGAAUAGAGAGACAGACAACUGUCAUUUGAGGUGGCCAGGGAAGGAUUUGUGACAUGAGAUAAAAAGGAAUUAAAGAAUUUAGAUGAGUGAAUUGAAGAUAUUCAAAGCAGAGACAGAAGAUCAAGCAAAUUUGCAGAAGUAGAAAGGAAUACAUAAGUUUAAGGAUGAAGAAAGGAUGAGAAUUAAGAUGAGUAUGAGCUGUUACUCAGGAAGCCCAGUCUGCUAUACAUAGUGACAGUGACUGUGGGUGAGCUUUGGAGUCAGCCCCCCUGGGUUUGUAUCCUCUACUUGCCUUGAGCAGGGUUUU